CAUGGCCGCCGCCGGCAGCAACGCGGAUGCAGAGAAGCUCCAGAGGCUCGCGGAGGAGCGUUCCUCGCGGGCGACGUCCCCGGCGCGCUCCGUCUGGCCCAGAAAGCCCAGGCCCAGGUCCGCUCGCUCCCCGGCCUCGCGGGCGCCCUCGCCGCCUACGAGGUCCACCACGCCGCCGCCGAGGCCGCAUCCGGUAAGAAGAAGAACAGCAGCUGGUGCUACGCCGUGCUCGGCAUAGCCGUCCGGACGCCGUCGCAGGUCACGCACGAGGCCCUCAAGGGGCGGUACCGGCGGUUCUGCCUGGCGCUGCACCCGGACAAGAACCGCUCCGCCGCGGCCGAGGGCGCCUUCAAGCUGCUCCAGGACGCCUGGGCCGCGCUCUCCGCCCUCCAUCCCCCCGCUCCCGCCGCCCACAAACAACCCAAGCCGGGGCCGGAGAAGACGGGUAGCAGUUACACGGGAGCCGGAGACGGCGGCGGCGGCGGCGGAUGGAGGCCGCGCGAGUUCAGGAGCGUGUUCUGCGUGGGGUGCGGCAGCGAGUACCGGAUGCCCGUGGACGAGGACGUCGGCGGGCCCGCAGGCUUUAAGUGCGGCUUCUGCAGCCGAGGCGAGUACCCUCCGCCGCCGCCGCCGCCGCCAAGGACGAACGGGUUCCCUUGCCCGGGGAAGUGCCCGGGGUUCGGGGCGCCGUACGCGCGCUGCCGGGUGUCCGUCGGCACCUGGUGGGUACGGUGCGUGGCUUGCCGCCUCUACGCCAAGCUCGACGUCCGCACCCCGUAUGCCUUCUCCCAUCUCGAUGGAGGGAUGAAGAGGGAGGAACUCUGAAGGAUUCCUACGCCAUGGAAAUCCUUCUGCUUACUUAUAUACUAAUGAAUUAUGGAACGGAGGAAGUACUCCAAUACUUUGUUGCAUUUGCCGAUGCUGAUCUGUCUAGAUGCUUGUAUAUUUAGAAACGGAGGAAAUACUAGCGGUUGUCCUCUGAUUUUUUUAGGAUGAUCGAUGAUUAUUCCUUGUCAUUGUAUUUGUUCGUCGUUUGUUUACUUUCAGGCUUCCUCUUU
Brachypodium distachyon (stiff brome) is the source of this 1058-nucleotide messenger RNA. RefSeq lists its product as uncharacterized. NCBI's taxonomy places the organism in Eukaryota, Viridiplantae, Streptophyta, Magnoliopsida, Poales, Poaceae. The annotation marks the transcript as partial. The transcript has a single exon. The record is from RefSeq and is a predicted model, not a curated record.